Messenger RNA from Saitoella complicata NRRL Y-17804, 3476 nucleotides. RefSeq lists its product as uncharacterized. Gene Ontology annotation, cellular component: membrane. The transcript has 3 exons. The coding region runs from base 22 to 3105 and encodes 1027 amino acids. NCBI's taxonomy places the organism in Eukaryota, Fungi, Ascomycota, Saitoellomycetes, Saitoellales, Saitoellaceae. The record is from RefSeq and is a predicted model, not a curated record.
CAAACCGCUCUCCUGGCCAGUAUGGCCAUGGAAGAAGCGUCUUUGCGGAACGGACAUGCCUUUCCUGCAAGAAUGUCCCAUCCGACCGAAGAUUCGUCAGGGCAUCUCCGACCGGGGAUUCAGCGUGGUCCGAGCGUUAUUCCGGAAGAUAGUGAACCUAAUUCGAGACUACCGAGUCCGAGUGGGAGUUUUCAUAGUGGGAGUGCGGGGCAGUCGGCGUUGACCAGUCUGCUGCGGACUUCGCCGCCCAAUGAGAGGGUGAAGAGUGCUCCUUUGGAUGAUGCCUCCUCGGAUCGGUCUGUCCCUUCCAUCAACAUUUCGCGGGCAGAUACAAUGCCUCGAGAAUCGCAAUUGACCAUGGCGUCAAGUCAUGGCAGUUCCGACCUCAUCGUUAAGAGCCCCGACCCUAUUGACGAGAACUCACCCUUACUACGACCAAUGUCGAGCAGUAAGCCAUCAAUGGACAGACGCCCCUCAACACCAGAGGAAGUACCAACGUACUUCACUAUGCCCCCACCCUCACUGCCCGACAUGGAGGAUGGAAGCUGGCGUCACCGGGCACAAGGACGUCUACAAACGUGGGCCCACACCGGUCGAAAUCAUGCAGAAGAGGCAUUGCGACGAGCACGCAAAGUCAAUCGACGAGAUGUAUGGAAGCAUGGCGUCUUGAGACCCGCAUCCAACCUCCCAGCCGUCGUACUUGGUCUCCUCCUUAACGUCCUCGAUGCUCUCUCCUACGGAAUGAUCCUUUUCCCGCUCGGAACACCAUUAUUCUCCAAGAUGGGUCCGGAUGGUAUUUCCAUGUUUUACGUUUCUUGCGUAGUCUCACAACUCGUCUACUCCCUCGGCGGGUCUGUGUUUAAGGGUGGUGUCGGAUCCGAGAUGAUCGAGGUUGUGCCGUUUUUUCACCAAAUGGCGUUCACUAUCAUGACCGAAAUCGGUGAAGACAACCCGAAGAGUGUCAUCGCGACUACCAUUUUGAGUUUUUCUUUGAGUUCCAUCGUUACUGGUUUGGUAUUUUUUGCGUUGGGGGCGGCGAGAUUAGGGAGUUUAAUCGGGUUCUUCCCGCGGCAUAUCUUGGUUGGAUGUAUAGGAGGCGUUGGUUGGUUCCUUAUCGUUACCGGGGUCGAGGUUUCGGCUAGGUUGGAUGGUAACCUCACAUAUACCCUCGACACGGCAAAACAGUUGUUGGAAGCACAUACCCUCGCAUUAUGGGCCACGCCGUUGCUCCUUGCUAUCGUUCUCAUUGGUCUUCAGCAUCUUUUCCGGCAUCACGCGAUGGUUGUUCCAGCAUAUUUCAUCUCUGUACCUAUGGUCUUUUACAUCGUCGUCGCGGCAGUGCCGAACCUCAACAUGGCCGAUUUGCGAGGUCAAGGGUGGGUGUUUGAUGCUGUCGAUUCUGACAUGCCGUGGUGGAAUUUCUACACGUACUACAGUAUUGAAGCAACCAAUUGGGGUGCGCUGGCAAAGACCUUCCCUGCUAUGCUGGCGUUGACAUUCUUCGGUAUCCUCCACGUGCCCAUUAACGUACCCGCUCUCGGUGUCAGCACGGGCGAAGACAAUGUCGAUGUUGAUCGUGAACUGAAAGCUCAUGGAGUCAGCAACGCACUGUCUGGCAUGAUGGGUAGUAUUCAAAACUAUCUCGUGUACACCAAUUCCGUCCUCUUCAUCCGCACUGGAGGGAACAGUCGGUUGGCCGGUGCCAUGCUUGCAUUCGCUACUGCUGGGAUCAUGUUUAUCGGACCUUCGAUCAUCGGGUACAUCCCCGUCAUGGUCGUCGGUGCACUCAUCUUCCUCCUCGGUAUCGAUCUUGUCAAGGAAGCAUUGGUGGACACGUGGGGUAAACUCCAUCCAUUCGAGUACUUCACCAUCAUGGCGAUUAUUUUCUCCAUGGCUGCGUGGGAUUUUGUCUUUGGUAUCCUCGUGGGUAUCAUCCUGGCUUGUAUCACCUUUGUCGUUCAGACUUCCAGAAAAUCAGCGAUCAGGACGACGUAUACUGGUGCUGUUGCACGGUCUACCGUCCGAAGACACCCUACACAGCAGAAGUUCCUGAAGCAGGUGGGCGAUCAGAUUCACGUGUGUAAGUUGAGCGGGUAUAUGUUCUUCGGUACCAUCUCACGAGUUGAGAGAUCAAUCAGGGAUUUGGUGGAUACUAGGAACUUUACGCGAAGACCGAUUCGGUAUUUGAUUGUUGAUUUCACUUUGAUUUACGGCAUUGACUUUUCCGCUGCGGAUGCUUUCACGCGGUUGAGGAGAUUGUUGGGUGCGAAGGAGGUACAUCUGAUUCUGUGUGGCAUUCGGGAGAAUGGAGAGAUUGCAAGGGCGCUGAAGCAAGUGGAUAUGUGGGCAGACGAGGAAGGGUGGGUGCAAGUUUUCGAAGACUUGAAUUCGGCGCUGGAAAGCUGCGAGAACGAGUUGUUGCAGGCUUUCUAUCAAGCACAAAGAGCAGCGCUACACGCCGACAACAAGGCAAUCGAACGUCUCGAUGUCCCUGAUCAGAGAAGUCAACCCAAGUCGCAGAUGGCCGGUUUCGACGCAAUUGCCAACUCUCCACGUCGUAAUUUCUUGCAGCAAACUGCGAGUUCGACGCUCAAGGAGGAAGUCAACGAGCGCGGCCACGUCGCGCUCGGGAUGUAUACGAAGUUCCGUAAUUUCAAGCAGCCACUUCCGCUAUUGCUGCAGAUCUUUGGAGAGUUCACGAACAAGGGUGAAGAUUUUUGGUUUGGGUUGAGCAAGUCGUUCAAGAGGGUUGAACUGCCGCAGGGUACGAUUGUUUGGAAGCAAGGCGAGGAUGCCGACUGCUUUUACCUCAUUGAGAGUGGCAUUUUGAGAGCGACGUAUGACUUUGAGCAUGGUGAAGCAUUGUUGUCAGAGUCGAUUGUCGCUGGAACGGUUUGUGGAGAGUUGCCAUUCCUCAGCGAGACGCCUCGGACGGCGACCGUCGUUGCUGAGCGCUCGUCCGUGGUAUGGAAGAUGGACCGCUCAGCAUGGACUACAUUGCAGGAGGACAAGGUCGUGAUGAGUGAGAUGUUGAAGAUCGGCAUGAAACUGACCAGUGAGCGUAUCUCUGCUAUCACAUCUUAUGUGCUGACGACGGCCAAAUAAACAUAGCAUGCACUUCGGCAAUUGAAGGGUCCAAUAGCUACUUUAGCAUGACCGCCUUCCGUUUUCCCGUUGGUUUUGACAUGUCAUGUUUUUGGUCGCGCAGUCCGAUUUAGAGUUCUAAGGUUGCGUUGGGUUGCGCGUUUGGUUCGUCGGUCCGCGACGUCGCAUGAGUUGGCAGACAAAGGGAGUUGGCCCGUCAAGAACCCUGAAGAGCUCGAUUGUUGCGAUUGCUUCGAUGGGAAGGCAGUGAAGACCGGCAACAUCAAACCUCCUUCUCCUCAACUAAUUGUCCCGCAUUUAUCCCAGCAUUCAUCCGGCCAAUUCACAUGCAGGGAUUUGUAUCGAACGGGUCCGCUUACUAUGGCUAGCCG